AUGGGUGAGAUUGCGGAGCAGAGGGCAAAGGAUGGCCAGGCCCAGAUUGCCUGGGUCGAAGAUGAGCUGCAGUAUUGGAACAAGCCAAAGGACACGUGGACGGAAGCCAAGACGCCGGUGAAGAGGAACGACACGCCAUACGGCACGGAGAAAAAGAGGUGCGACAAAAGUCUCAAGCAGCACGAAAAGGAGGAGCUCUGGAAAGACUCCGAAGAACGAUCGGAGGUCCUGAAGCUGUUCACCUGGCAAGAAGCCAAAAAGCGGCUUCCUCCCGACAGCCUAGCAUGCACUGACACCUUGCUCAGCCUGGGGCUAGCCACAUGUCCACCAGAAGCCAUGGUCAUGGAAACGAGGGCUACGCGAUUCGUGCAGGCUUGUUGGGGUUGCCCUGUGAUACCGAAGCUGGAGCCAAAUGCCGAGAUGCAGCUGGCUGGCGAGGACGUCUUCCUGGGUGCCGAUGAUGUUCCUCGGCCCACGGAGGAGAUGAUGGAUGACCUGGAGGAGCAAUCUUGGACGAAGAUCGCGAUAUCCAGUGCAAUUAAUGCAUCUGGAUGGAGCACGAAGGGCCAGGAAAGGGGAGAAGGAAAAGAGAAAGGCCAGGAAAAGGGCAAAGGAAAAGACCAGGAAAGCACCGAGAAGGACCACAAGGGAAAGGGAAAAGCGAAAGGCCAGGAAAAAGGAAAGGAGAAGGGCCAGGAAAAGGGCGAAGGAAAAGGCCAGGAAAGUACCGAGAAGGGCCAGGAGAAGGGAAAAGGAAAGGUGAAAGGCCAGGACAAGGGCAAGAGGAAAGGCCAGGAAAGCACCGAGAAGGGCCAAGAAAAGGGGAAAGGACAGGAGAAAGGUCAGGAAAAGGGCAAAGGGAAAGCCCCGGAGAGCCCCGAGAAGGGCCAGGAGAAGGGAAAAGGAAAGGAAAAAGGCCAGGAAAAGGGCCAGGAAAAGGGCAAAGGGAAAGGCAAGGAAAGCACCGAGAAGGGUCAGGAGAAGGGAAAAGGAAAGGAAAAGGGCCAGGAACAGGGCAAAGAGAAAGGCCAGGAAAGCACCGAGAAGGGCCAGGAAAAGGGAAAAGGAAAGGUGAAAGGCCAGGAAAACACCGAGAAGGGCCAAGAGAAGGGGAAAGGAAAGGAGAAAGGCCAAGACAAGGGCAAAGGGAAAGGCCAGGAGAGCACCGAGAAGGGCCAGGAGAAGGGAAAAGGAAAGGACAAGAGCCAGGAAAAGGGCAAAGGAAAAGGGCAGGAAAGCACCGAGAAGGGCCAGGAGAAGGGAAAAGGAAAGGAAAAGGGCCAGGAAAAGGGCAAAGAGAAAGGCCAGGAAAGCACCGAGAAGGGCCAGGAGAAGGGAAAAGGAAAAGAAAAGGGCCAGGAAAAGGGCAAAAAGAAAGGCCAGGAAAGCACCGAGAAGGGUCAGGAAAAGGGAAAAGGAAAGGUGAAAGGCCAGGAAAGCACCGAGAAGGGCCAAGAGAAGGGGAAAGGAAAGGAGAAAGGCCAAGACAAGGGCAAAGGGAAAACUCAGGAGAGCACCGAGAAGGGCCAGGAGAAGGGAAAAGGAAAGGAAAAGGGCCAGGAGAAGGGCAAAGGAAAACCCCAGGAGAGCCCCGAGAAGGGCCACGAGAAGGGAAAAGGAAAGGAAAAAGGCCAGGAAAAGGGCAAAGGGAAAGCCCAGGAGAGCACCGAGAAGGGCCAGGAGAAGGGAAAAAGACAGGAAAAAGGCCAGGAAAAGGGCAAAGGGAAAGCCCAGGAGAGCACCGAGAAGGGCCAGGAGAAGGGAAAAGGACAGGAAAAAGGCCAGGAAAAGGGCAAAGGGAAAGCCCAGGAGAGCACCGAGAAGGGCCAGGAGAAGGGAAAAGGACAGGUGAAAGGCCAGGAGAAGGGCAAAGGGAAAGGCCAGGAGAGCACCGAGAAGGGCCAGGAGAAGGGAAAAGGAGAGGAAAAAGGCCAGGAAAAGGGCAAAAGGAAAGCCCAGGAGAGCACCGAGAAGGGCCAGGAAAAGGGGAACGGAAAAGAGAAAGGCCAGGACAAGGGCAAGGGGAAAGGCCAGGAAAGCACCGAGAAGGGUGGUAAGUUUGGCUUGGUCACUAGACAGGGCAUGGAAGAUCUGUUCGGUUCCAGAGACAACAAUGAUCAGUGGUGGGGUCCCCAGGAAAGUGGCCC
Symbiodinium sp. CCMP2592 is the source of this 2147-nucleotide messenger RNA. NCBI's taxonomy places the organism in Eukaryota, Dinophyceae, Suessiales, Symbiodiniaceae. The record is from the annotation of a GenBank genome assembly.